Ambispora gerdemannii is the source of this 321-nucleotide messenger RNA. The record is from the annotation of a GenBank genome assembly. NCBI's taxonomy places the organism in Eukaryota, Fungi, Glomeromycota, Glomeromycetes, Archaeosporales, Ambisporaceae.
AUGCCUAAUUUCGUCGUUGAAUUAACUAAGCCAGCAAGAAAACGUGGUAAUUCUGCUAAACCGCCACGACCACAGAACAGCUGGAUAAUUUUUCGGUAUAAGCCAAAAAAUACAAAGGAUUCAAGCGCUAAGAAAUGGGUUUUCCGCGAACUAAAGAGAUACGCACUUACAUCGUCACAUAAUCCUAGUUCAACGAGUAAUAAUUCACCUCCACAAGAAGCAGCACAAAUCGUUAUGUCGUCCUCUUUGAAUAUUAACGUUAAUAAUAAUAAUGAUUCUCUUCGUUCCUCGCAAAUAAGAUAUGAUUCAUUUCUUCAUUAG